Messenger RNA from Anopheles maculipalpis, 4512 nucleotides. RefSeq names its product serine-rich adhesin for platelets (gene fid). NCBI's taxonomy places the organism in Eukaryota, Metazoa, Arthropoda, Insecta, Diptera, Culicidae. Gene Ontology annotation, cellular component: nucleus; cytoplasm. Gene Ontology annotation, biological process: tRNA wobble uridine modification. Bases 1 to 4503 code for a protein of 1500 amino acids. The record is from RefSeq and is a predicted model, not a curated record. Gene Ontology annotation, molecular function: S-adenosylmethionine-dependent methyltransferase activity; tRNA binding. The transcript has 6 exons.
AUGGGAACUCUAACGACCUCCUCUACGGCAUCAAGCUUUCCGUUAGUAAAGUCCAAAAUCGGAAGCACCAACUAUGAGGAGGAAACGACUGAAACCCGCUCGAUGACGGAGCGAAGUGGCCGAACAGACUCCAGCGGACGUUCGGCAGCACUCGAGCGGGCCUACGUGCACGACGUUUACGAAAACUGCGAAGAACCGAAUGGACAGAUCCGACCGAAGGUGGCCCAAUUUCUGGGCGGGCUCGAACCAGGUUCCCUUGUCUGUGAUGUCGGUUGUGGUAACGGGCGUUACCUAUCGGGGUUCAAUCCACUCAUCUACACGAUCGGUGUCGACCGGUGCUAUCGUCUGACACAGGUUGCGCACGGGAAGGGCGGUGAAGUAGCAAUAUGUGAUAAUCUCGAACUGCCAUUCCGUGAUGAAUCGUUCGAUGCGGUCCUAUCGCUAGCGGUGGUGCACCAUUUUGCAACGACGGAACGGCGCGUCGGAGCGAUUCGUGAACUGGCACGCAUCCUACGCAUCGGAGGUCGUGUCAUCAUUACCGUGUGGGCAUUAGAGCAACGACACCGACGGUUUGAGUCGCAGGAUGUGCUCGUCCCAUGGCAACCACCACGCUCGAAAACGGGCGGCAUUUCCGAUGACGAAGAUGACGACGAUUUUCUGCCACCGUACCACGCGUACACGGAGGACUCGACCAACUCAAGCCGAUCGGCCGGUGAUGGUGAUAGCUCAAGCUUAUCCUCUUCUUCGCCUGGUGAAACGUGCUAUAGCUUCGUGCGCCGUGCUAUACAGAAACUUGCCGGUAGUAAGCGCAGUCCCUGGUUCCUGGAGUCGUGGAGCUCGCGGGAAACCAAACACGACAGCAGCCUCGACUACGAGGACGCAAAGGAUUUGCCCAUCGAGCUCAGACGCCUGGAGGACUUCGACGACCUGCCGGAGCCGCCGCUGUCUGCUGGCCUCAAGAGCCGGAGUCUAGGUAGUAUACUAAAUCCACCACCAAAAACCAUAGUUAGAUCACGUUCAAGUGUACCAAGUUUAGGUGCUCAAAUACCUGAAUCGAAAGCGACCCCCGCCGCGGAACCGACGCCAGUGUCCCGCCGACCAAAGCUUGUGAAACAGAAACAGUCACUGUGCGACGAUGUAGACUAUAAGUUUUCCGAGUCCUCCGCACAAGCCUACCGCGAGCAUGCGCUGCGCAACGAAUCGCGCGUGCAGCUGCUACGCAAACAAAGCUCCCUAAACGAGGAGCUGAUGGCGGAAAGCCGGUUGCGCGAAAAGGAGCGCAUCCGGAAGCGCAUUCAGAAGCAAAUUUCGCUAAACGAAAGCUUCCUCUGCCGGUCACUCUUUACCAAGCGGUUGCAGGUAAUCAAGGAAGGUUUCGCGACCAAGCUAAAAACGUCGACCGGCAGUCUCGAGCGGGUCACGAAGAAUGGCUUCGUUAAGAUCAUACAGAACAUUAAAGCGGCAACGCCGGCCGCGUAUCACGGUGGACCGGCCGGCAGUAGUGGUACCGGUGGUGGUGGCCAUCCAUAUCACCAUCAUCAUCAUUACCAUCACCAUCAUCAUCCGCACGCAAACCACCAUCAUCCACACCACCUGCAUCACAACGGUCCGCACGGGCCGGCUAGCGGCCGGCCACCGUACUAUUACGAUCCGGGCGAUUGUGGACCGUGUCCGAGCGGAUGCUGCAUGGCAGGAAUGCACCCGGAGCACGGUGGGACGGGUCGGUUCGGGGGCUCGGGUGGACACCACCGAUUGUCGCGCAAUAAUUCUGCCAGCGGCAGCGGCACCAGCAGCAACGGUAGCAAUGGCAACGGUAUCAGCGGCAAUGGCAACGGCUCCAUCGGUCACGAUAAGCUCCUGGCGUCGAUGGGCAGCAGCCAGGACGAAGCGUCUAAACCGAGGCGCCACUCGAGAGAAAGCGGUUCCGACAGUUUUCGUUCUACUUUCAUUAAACGACAACGUUUUGCGGAUUCAUCCAAGGAUAGUAGUCUUCAAAGUGAUACCAGCAUCGAGUCGGAGGAUAGUUUUGCAUCUGUGAUUUACAUUCCUAAACCAGACCAACAGCAACAGCCACAGCAGCAGCAGCAAGUGCAAUCGAGCGGUGGCUGUGGUGUAGCCGGUGGUAGUAAUGGUAGUAGUACGGGUAGUAACGGCGGUAACGGUGCUAACGGUGGAACGAACAGUGUGUCCGAUUUCUUCAGCCCUGGAGCAACGAUAAACUGCAUGCCUUCCUCAUCAGUGCCAACCUCUCCAUUGGUGAUGCCUUGUCCAACACCGGCUCACUCUCCGGCGCCUCCGCGAACCAAAUCCGACUGUGUGGCUUCCGCUACCGAAUCGUCGGACGGCCACACAAGCUUCAUCACCACGUCCAACGACAGCAGCAACCAAUUCACCUUCGAAGAGACCGUUAUAUUACCGUGGCAGUUAGAGCAACAAAAAACCACGGUCAAGGAACCUGCCACGACGAGCGCUGCAAGCGAUGGUCCAACAUCCGUUGCAGCUGUAGUUCGUGGUAAAUCGACUUGCUCAAAAUCUACCACCAGCAGCACUACGAUCACCACUACGACCGGUACCACAUCCAGUACUUGCUCAGGCAAAUCUGCAUCAUCCGGGACAGGAAGCAGAAGAAAUUCCAACACUGAAGGUGUAUCACAAGCUUCCCCACAGAAGGCAGGCUCGCAGAAGAUCACACGACAGCAGAUCAAGGAUCUGCCACCGAUACCCAAGUUCCGUCGCAGCGGCAACUAUCCAAUACUGCGCCGGCAAACAUCGGCAGCCGCCGGCACUAGUACAGCGGCUCCCGUACCAGUGCCAAAGCUUCUCUCGCUCGAACUGUUCAACCCGGAGACGGACGAUCUCGACAGUGAUUCGAGUGAACCAUCGUCACCGGACUCGAUUGACAGUGUGAUCAGUGCACUGAGGCCAUCUAUAUCUCCGCUACCCGGGGCCGGCUUUUCCACUACAACCAAUCAACAUAAAACACAUCCCAGUGGGUCAGACGUGUCCGAGCCUGCUGCCGUUGGUGUACCGUCUAUACCGCCGCUCGUAGAAGCAGCUGCUGUUGUGGCGCACAAGCUGGAAGAUGUGGUAGACAUGGCCAUACCGGAACGACUCGGUGCCGAUGGAAAAUCGUUGCGAUUCAACGGACUGCUAAAUGCGACAUCCAGCUCAACCGCACUACACAUUUCCGAUGUGGACGAACACAACUCACGCCAACAUCUGGUGGACUUUGCCGAAAAACUUAGUGCCCAGCUGUUAAAGGAGCUGGAAAAUGAAAAGAAGCGCAACGAAAGCUUCGAUGAGGAUGAUGACGUGUUUGGUGUGGAUAGUAGAAUUCGGUCUAGUUCCGCAAUCGGUUCACCUCCGAUUGUUGACCCUUAUCUGAAGAAGCUAAACGGUGAUCUGCGAGAUCUCAAUCAACUACGGGCGGAGCUGCGGGAAAGAAGACUUAUGCUGGCAAACCUAUCGAACAUGGGAUCCGGUGUUGGUUUGAGUGGUCAGUUUGGUGGUAGCAAUGAUUCGCUUGGUCCGAGCUACGGUUCCUCGAUGGCUCCAAUUAUCCAGGAAGAAACGGAUGACGAUGAAGAGUUCAACGAGCUAGAAGAACGUCGUUGCAAUGGGAUGGAUAGUAUAACAGCCGGUGGACAGUCUUCCACCGGUUCAAGCGUACUGAAGGUAACCUCCGGCCUAAAGUGUAAGAAUCAUGUUGGCAAAGCCGUGGAUGACUUUGUCAUCAUACCCGAGCUAGACGAAGACGACCCAGAACUGUCCAACGAUACGACUUUGCUGAUACAGGAAGAGGAUAGCUCCGAGGAGCAUCUUCACACGUCCGAACCUGAGCGUACGGCUCUAGGAACGGUUGCUGGAGCGACUACCCACAGUGCAAGCAGUACAAUCGACAGCUACAAACGGCGUUGCAAGGUGCCUAGUUUUAACAGUGCGAAACCGUUGCCUGCACAGAGCUACGCUGGCAGUGAUAUCCAGCAAGAUAGUAGUAGUAGCAAUAACAGUAGCAGCAGUAAAAAUACAACAGCAGAUCGGUGGAACAACAGCGCCGGUGCAUCACACAACACAACGCUAACAACGACCACAACAACGACGACGGCGACGAUGCAACCAUCAACAAGCUCACUAACAACCGGUCUAAGCUCGGGAAGCAGCACAUCCACGGCACACAUCCCAGUUCCACCAAACACGGCGGGACUUUCGAUCUGUAGCGGUGGUGAGCGUAAAUCCCUGUCAGCAACAAAAAAAUCCUCAAUGCCCUCCUUUGAAUCUCAUGCCAGCGUAGACUCGUGGGCCCACUCGACCAGUACCGCCUCCCUCGACAGCCCUUCGAUUGGGGGUUCGGCGACGCAUCAUCGAUAUUAUCACGUGUUCCGGGAAGGUGAGCUAGAUGCGCUGAUCAAUCACCACGUGACGAGUCUGCACAUCGUGUCCUCUUACUACGAGCGAGCGUCUUGGUGUGUGGUGGCGGAAAAAGUGCAUGUAUGGACGAUUUAGAAACUGCUC